ACUCUGACCUUUUAGACUUUUUGCUGGAUAUCGAUUCGAUUGUGAAAGAGCAGCUUUUCAGUAGAAUGGAUUAUAUCUCUUAUGUAUUUGCCCUGCUGGUGAUGACUGGAGGUGUCAUGGGCUUCUUGAAGGCAGGUAGUACCAUGUCACUGGUGGCGGGAGCAAGUAUUGGAGGUCUGUUGGCAUAUGGGGCAUGGCAGAUGUCUCAGAACCCAAGGAAUUUCUUACUCUCUUUUGGAGUGAGCUUGUUCUUGUUUGGUGUGAUGGGGAUGAGGUUCUACAACUCUGGCAAGAUGAUGCCAGCUGGACUAGUGGCCGCACUCAGCCUCGGACAGGUGGUCAGGCUGGGCGCGAGGUUCUUAUGAGAUGGAACGCAAGAGUCACCUCAACAAACAAUGUAAUGACGAUGUAAUGUACUCUUUUAGCUAGCAUUUUAUUACGCAAAUGCAACUCCCUGCUUUUCAAUCUUUAGUCAUUUGUUGUCAUUUUGUAUGAUUCUUCCCCUUGAAAA
This is a messenger RNA of Halichondria panicea, 511 nucleotides long. RefSeq names its product transmembrane protein 14C-like. NCBI's taxonomy places the organism in Eukaryota, Metazoa, Porifera, Demospongiae, Suberitida, Halichondriidae. Gene Ontology annotation, cellular component: mitochondrial membrane. The transcript has 4 exons. The record is from RefSeq and is a predicted model, not a curated record. Gene Ontology annotation, biological process: regulation of heme biosynthetic process. The coding region runs from base 66 to 365 and encodes 99 amino acids.